CCAUCUCUCCCGAUUCUACCCAUGGUACCAAAUUCAUCUCUAUAACCUACUUCUGAACUCUCACCGUCGACUCACCCAACAAGACUCUUAGGGCACGAAUCCUUCUACAAGCAACAUCGUUCGCAUCAAUUUGGAGUGUCGGCAAGACCUCUAGGGUUUUAUUUUUCAUCAAUCUCAACCGCAAGCAAAAUCAAUAUAGAGCCACCCUGAUGCCCGUGUUUUAGCCGGCUGAUAAUCUGGUACGCUUUCCCUAACCCAUACCAUGCUCGAUAAUCGAAUGGACUUAUGUCCAUAAUAACUUUAGUCAAUUUUGUAGAAUAAGCGAUAUAUAGUUCGGAAUGGAUCUCUAUAUUGGUAAGAUUGACAUAUAACACAUUUGAUAAUCCUCUUAUUACUUCAUUCUUUUUUACUCCAUAUUUUUUUAUUUGUUUUCAGUGUUGAUUUCAUAAGAAGUUUGUUAUGUUGUCAAGAGGCUACCUCACUCAGAUUCAAUAUAAGGGGACUAACUCCAACAAAAUAGGUAGGCAACCUCAAAGAAGUUGUUGCAAACAGAUAAAAGAAUUGUUGGCAACCUCAAGUUUCUUUAAUUUAAUUCUCUCUCUUCAAAGUUUGAUAUGGUCCAAUGAGCAUCAUUUUCUACAGAGAGUAAUUAUUUUAUACUCCAUAUUAGACUGAACAAUGUUGCGCUUCUAUGUUUUAGUACUCUGUUUGUGAUGUGCAAGAUAGCAGCAGUUUAGAUUCAAUCUUAUAAGUGUAGAGCAGCAUUUCAUUACAGUUUCUUAUAUACUGAAGGUAGUUUCUUUCAGGCUUUUUUUGGUUUUGCUUAUAGACUUUUUUCUUUGUUAUUGCUGGCCUAUAUUGGUUUUGUAGUUGGUUUCUAAGGAUUUCCAUUACACCUUUAGAGGGUUUAAUGUAUGAUUUUAGUUGGACUUUCAUUGUUGAUCAUACUUAGAGCCUGUUAUUGGCUAUGAGAUUGAUUUUAAAUGGUCUGUACAUUAUCAACUAUCAAUAGAUGUUUGAAUUUACAGAUGCUUGGGCCUGGUGUGGAUCAGCUCAGAAGUGUAGAUUGGUUUUAUAUUUCAGCUCAAGAAUUUGGUUUGCUAUUGUAUUAUAACAUUGACUAAGGUAGCAUAUGAAAGAAGGAAGCAAACUACCAUGGUGUCAAAAUAAUUAAAUUGGGGAUUGGUGACUUCGGGCUGUGGCUUCAAGUAUUGUCUGUGUCUUGAUGCAUACAAAGAAUUUUUUGUUCUCAGCUGAUUCUUUGAGGUUUUGGCUCUCUCAUUGGUUUGUUAAGACAAGGUUGCAUAUGUUUGGUUGUUUGGUAAUUUUUGAUUAUAUGUAUGUAUUGCAGGUUGUGGCUUUGGCAAAUGUAGAAUUGAUGUUCAUUGCUUUAUUGCAGUUGAUGCAGAAUAGUAGCCUUCAUAGCGGAGGACCAAACAAUGCUGAAGGUCUUGUGGUUAUGUACACGCUCGACAUUUGCUAGAAUGUGAAUAAUAUGGAUUUUUGCUUUUAGGUUACAAUUUUGUUGGCUUUUACUUUUAGUUUGUAUUUUUAGGCUUCUUUUUUGUCCGAGGGGCUUCGGUUUGGUCCUCCCCUCUUGUUCUUUUAUUGACAUCCAUUUUUAAUAAAUGCUUUAUCUCCCU
Molecule: messenger RNA, 1643 nt
Organism: Cuscuta campestris
Lineage: Eukaryota; Viridiplantae; Streptophyta; Magnoliopsida; Solanales; Convolvulaceae
Source: the annotation of a GenBank genome assembly